Molecule: messenger RNA, 1086 nt
Organism: Adelges cooleyi (spruce gall adelgid)
Lineage: Eukaryota; Metazoa; Arthropoda; Insecta; Hemiptera; Adelgidae
Gene: PrBP
Product: retinal rod rhodopsin-sensitive cGMP 3',5'-cyclic phosphodiesterase subunit delta
Exons: 5
Coding region: 141-584 (147 amino acids)
Biological process (GO): sensory perception of light stimulus
Cellular component (GO): cytoplasm
Source: RefSeq, a predicted model, not a curated record
GGGUUUCACUCGUGAUAAAAAAAAAACAUACAUUAAUUUUAAAAAAAACUUUUAUCAUCGCGAUUAGCCAGUUUUUGUAAAUUAUUAAUUAAUUACUGAAUAGUGAAUUAUCGAUUAAUUACAACUCGGGAGCUGUCAGAAUGGGACCAAGGCCGGAAGAUAUCCUAAGUGGAUUUCAAGUGAACUGGAUGAAUUUACGAGAUGCCGAUACGGGAAUCGUGUUGUGGGAAGGCAAUGACGAUCUGUCGUUGCCGAACAAAGAACACGAAGCCAGAGUACCGAAGAAAAUAUUGAAAUGCAGAGCCGUGUCUCGAGAGAUAAACUUUUCGUCGGUCGAACCAAUGGAAAAGCUUAGGUUGCAACAAAAAGUACUUUUCAAGGGUCGUUGUUUAGAAGAAUGGUACUUUGAAUUUGGUUUUGUUAUACCAAAUUCUACUAAUACGUGGCAGUCACUAAUCGAAGCUGCUCCAGAAUCUCAAAUGAUGCCUGCCAAUGUGUUAAACGGCAACAUUGUAAUAGAGACGAAUUUCUACGACGAUGAACUUCUGAUAUCGUCGUCAAAAGUUAGACUUUUCUACAUAUGAUAGUGUCAAGGGUGCAAUACAUGUUGUACUGUGUUCAGAACAAUUGUUUUUUUUUGUUAACUUAUUUUUUUUAUAUUUGUAGCUAUUGCUUUGUAAGCAAGUGCACACUCAAUCGUUGCUAUUUUUAAGGCUAAGGACACAAGUUGUCUCAUUGGCGAGCGAUUUUAUACUAUUAUUUUUUAUUUUAAGAUAGACGUGCUAUUUAAUGUUUCUAAAUGUACUCUGUGAUACACGAGAACAUUUUAACUAUUAGUUUAAUUGCAUUAAACACCACCAUAUUCAUGGGAACGUUGAGACGCACAAUAGCUGCAGCUGCUACUGCUAGUGGUACUAGAGUACCCGAAAAUUAACUAAACUAUCUAUGUAUUGUACAAUGAAAAAUAUAUAAUAUUUUAAAAUAUGUAUCAUAUAUAUAAAAAGGUAUCAUUUCGAUAUUAGGUACACCAAUUCGCCUAUAAGUUUUAAGUGUCAACACGCUAGUCAUUUGUAGAAAAUAUAAUAU